AUGGCGUGGGAUCAUUUGUCCAUCAACAAGCCGCAUCUGGUCUACAUCAUCCUAGGCGGGUUUACCAGCAUUUUCAUGCUCUGCUCGUUGUUCAUCAAGGAAAAACUGUACAUCGGCGAAGCCUCGGUCGCGACCUUGUGCGGUGUUAUCUUCGGUCCACAUGCUGCCAACCUGAUCAAUCCCUUGUCCUGGGGAAAUACUGAUAUGAUCACUCUCGAGUUCUCCCGCAUAGUACUCGUGGUGCAAUGUUUUGCCGUCGGCGUCGAGUUGCCCAAGGCCUACAUGGAGAGGCAUUGGAAAUCUGUCGUCUUCCUGCUCGUCCCGGUCAUGACCUUUGGUUGGCUCGUCACCAGUCUGUUUGUCUGGUGGAUGAUAGAGCCACUCACCUGGUUGGAGUCUUUGGUGGUGGCAGCCUGCGUCACAGCCACGGACCCGGUCCUGGCCUCGUCCGUCGUGGGAAAGGGCAAGUUUGCCAAACGUGUCCCCAAGCAUCUUCGAGACCUGUUGUCUGCCGAGUCGGGCUGCAAUGACGGGAUGGCCUUUCCUUUCAUCUAUCUUUCUUUGUAUCUAUUGAGGUAUGAUCUGGGUGCUCGAGAAGUGGUCUUUCACUGGAUCGUGAUCACCGUUCUCUACGAAUGUAUCUUCGGGGCCUUCUACGGUGUCAUGGUGGGCUACAUUGGUCGUCAUGCCAUCAAGAUGGCCGAACGACGGGGCCUGAUCGACAGAGAAAGCUUUCUCGUGUUCUACUUCGUCCUGGCAUUGUUCUGCGCGGGUUCGGGUAGCUUGCUGGGCAUGGACGACCUUCUGAUCGGGUUUGCGGCUGGAGUUGGAUUUUCCAACGAUGGCUGGUUCACCGAGAAGACCGAGGAGUCGCACGUCUCCAAUGUUAUUGACUUGCUCAUCAACUUGACCUAUUUCGUCUACUUUGGCACUAUAGUACCCUGGGAUCAAUACAACUCUCCCGAGCACGGUCUGGUUCCUUGGAGGCUGGUCGUCAUCUCGCUUUUUGUCAUCUUCUUCCGUCGGAUUCCCGCCAUGUUGGCGUUGAAACCGUUCAUACCAGACGUCAAAACGUGGCGAGAAGCUCUCUUUGCCGGCCACUUCGGGCCCAUUGGUGUGGGAGCCAUCUUUGUGGCCAUUCUAGCUCGUGCAGAACUUGAGAGCGAUUCCACCGAACCUCUGGCCAAGCUUCCGGCACCAGGUUCCAAGGACUACGACUUGAUCUAUCUUGUAUGGCCAGUCACAACCUUCUUGGUCAUCUCGUCAAUCUUGGUGCAUGGCUCGUCAAUUGCCGUCUUCACCCUGGGUAAACGCAUCAACACUCUGACAAUAACACUGUCAUACACUCAAGACAACGAGAAGGGGCCGGCUUGGAUGAGUCGCCUCCCAAGGAUUUCCUCUCAGUCGAGAUCAAUGGCCCGUAUGGAUAGCUCCGAGUUGGAGGCCGAAGAAAAGCUGGACAUCCCUCCUGGCGAACUGCCUCCUGUCGGGAUCCCCAAGCUUCAUCUCCGACGGCAGCGCGAAGAUGAGUAUGAAAAGAAGCCGGGCUCUAGAUCAUCCAGUCUUGGACGAUCAAGGAGACGGAAACGUCAGACUAGGGAUCUUGAGGAUCGCCGCCUAGGUGGCCCUAUCAGUCAGAGUGCCAUUGCACCGGUAAGGCACUCAGAACCAACCGCUUCUCAGCCGGGUUCUGCGUCGGAUACAUUGUUUGAGAAGUCCGGAGAGCCAUCGCCAGAAAGCCCUCAGGACCGCCUGGUGACCGGAUCUCCAACCUCUUCCCCGGAACGUGAUCAGAUUGAAGUGGAACACGAGGCCGAAGCCGUGGCCUCAAUGAAACGACGGAAAAGAGAGAGGGAGCCGUCACCAGAGAAACCCGCAGAGGUGGAAGUCUACGAAGAAGGCCAUAACCUCGUUGUUGAAGAUGAAGAAGGCAAUGUUGUCGAGACUAUUGACUCGGCUCACAUGAACCCGGCCAAGAAGGCCGAAGCCGUUGAGAAGGCACGCAAUCGUUUGGCCCGGGAUGAAUCCGGAGAAUUUACCAAACACAAACAUCAGCCCCACCCAAAGACCGAAGGCGCAGAGAUCGAACAUCUUGUGGGGGACACUAUUGGCCAACCGCAGAAAAGCAUGCGGCAGAGAUUCGAUCAGUGGAAAGGGUUUGGCAGACGGAAAGAGGAGCAAGAAGAGCCCGUCACGCCUGGUCCGUCAAAGAAGGCAGAACUGAAGAAAGCAGAACGAAAGAGAGGUCCCGCCCAUGCCUAUCAGUUCGGCAACACCAUCAUCGUCGAAGAUGAAGAUGGCGAAGUCAUCAAAACGUAUACCAUCCCUAGCGACGCGAGCGCGGGGGACAGGCAUCGUCUGCGCCGUAUGAGCACCUGGGUGGGCCUAGGCCGACAAGCGGAAGCCGCUGAAGUGGACAGCUCGGAGGCGGCCCUCACAGAGACGAAAGACGGCACUGAACUGCUCAAGGAGAAAAAGCCAACUCUCAAAAGACGUGGCUCCGAUGCGUCAGUCGAUGAUGGCCUGAGGAUGAUAAUUUCCAGUACCGAUCAGUAUGGAUUGACGGGGCAGAAGAAAAAGGCUCGGGAUGCUCCUGGUGCCAUUGCCCUGGGUUCUGGAAGGCGGUUGUCGACAAAAGACUUUAUCAAACAAAUGCAGCAGCUCGAUGCCAGAGGUAAGAUCCAAGAGGUUGAAGAGAGUGAUGCCCCGGAAGACUUCAAACGCGAGGUGCGUAAAGCUGUCGAGGCCUCGCAGCAGAACGAGCGGAACAAAGCCACCGCCUCUGAUGAGAGGCCGGGGCGGUCUCGAGCAAAGACAACUCCAGGCGGCGACUCUGACGAUGCUAGCCGAAGGAUGCAAGCCAGCAAUCCGGACGACAGCGAAGACUAUUUCAGUCCGCAGCGUCGGCCAUUACCUGAGCGCUUGACCACUGCCGAACGCAACCGGAACUCCAUCGAGGAAGAAAGCCAAGAAGAAGAUGAGGAUGAUGACGAUGACGAUGACGAGGAAGAAGACGACGACGAUAGUGGCUCCAACGUUGUUCCUGUCCAUAACGUCGCAUCCAUUCUGGCCAGACACAGUCAAGGCCAGACGGCGGCCGACUUCCGCAGGCGCCAACUUGCACGAAUUCGCUCGGAGGAGGAAGAAGAGGACGAGGAGGAAGCGGAUCCCACCGAGGGCGAGACCGCUGCGGAGAAGCGCCGGCGAAUGGCUGCCCUGGGCAUCGGUGCUCGGGAGGAAGAGUCGAGCAGUGACAGCGAGGAAGGCGAGGAACAGCCGCGUCGGGCCGCCGAGACUGCCGUGCCGGAACCCAGCGAGGGAGGCCCGUCCACGACGCAACAACGGACUCGAAUCCAAUGGGGCGGAGAAAGUGGCCGAGAGAAGGAUCCUACCGACAUCUAUGCCGGCGACCCCAUCGUCGGGGCGGCGAGAAAGCUGAGGAAAAUGAUGAAGAAGCGGCACGAAACUUGA
This is a messenger RNA of Capronia coronata CBS 617.96, 3471 nucleotides long. RefSeq lists its product as uncharacterized. The record is from RefSeq and is a predicted model, not a curated record. Gene Ontology annotation, cellular component: plasma membrane. Gene Ontology annotation, biological process: intracellular potassium ion homeostasis; sodium ion export across plasma membrane; proton export across plasma membrane. The coding region runs from base 1 to 3471 and encodes 1156 amino acids. The transcript has a single exon. NCBI's taxonomy places the organism in Eukaryota, Fungi, Ascomycota, Eurotiomycetes, Chaetothyriales, Herpotrichiellaceae. Gene Ontology annotation, molecular function: sodium:proton antiporter activity.